Aspergillus affinis is the source of this 2640-nucleotide messenger RNA. Its product is annotated as putative DNA mismatch repair protein. Lineage: Eukaryota; Fungi; Ascomycota; Eurotiomycetes; Eurotiales; Aspergillaceae. The transcript is spliced from 3 exons. The coding region runs from base 1 to 2640 and encodes 879 amino acids. Gene Ontology annotation, biological process: mismatch repair. Gene Ontology annotation, cellular component: MutLalpha complex. The record is from RefSeq and is a predicted model, not a curated record. Gene Ontology annotation, molecular function: ATP binding; ATP-dependent DNA damage sensor activity; ATP hydrolysis activity.
AUGCCGAUCACGGCUCUUCCUAGUUCCACCGUUCAUGCCAUCGGCUCAACGUCAGUCAUCUCGGAUCCUUGCUCAAUUGUCAAGGAGUUAUUAGACAACGCCAUCGAUGCUUCAGCCGCAUCAAUUGGUGUCGAAAUAUCCCAAAAUACGCUCGAUCUCAUCCAAGUAAAGGACAACGGACACGGCAUCCCCUCCGCCGACCAUGCUUUCGUAUGCAGACGCACCUUCACUAGCAAGAUCCAGACCCUCGAAGAUCUGAGGAAGGUUGGCGCAAAGAGUCUGGGCUUCAGAGGCCAGGCGCUGGCCAGCGCGGCUGAGAUAUCCGGUGGCGUGAAUAUUCUUACUAGGGUUGAAUCGGAACUGGUCGGCAGUUCUAUGAAAUAUGGGCGGAAUGGAGAGCUGUCUAGCACCCAACGAACAUCGCAUCCGGUCGGAACCACUGUUCGUAUCACCGACUUGUUCAAGCCUAUCCCUGUCCGGAGGCAGACCGCGUUGAAGACUUGUGCCAAGACUUUGAUGAGAAUUAAGAAAAUGAUCCAGACUUACACCAUGUGUAACCCGUCGAAAAGGUUCUCGUUCAAAGUUUUGAAGGCCCGGGCGGAGAACAAUAAUUGGGUUUAUGCGCCGCAGAAUGGGACGCUGAUGGAUGCGGUAUUGAAGAUUGCCGGCUAUGACGUUGCUUCUCAAUGCGUUGAAAAAACAUGGCCAUGUCAGGAGCAUGCGCAAGGGGUAGAUGCAGAAGCUCAUGAUCUCGGCUUCUGUCUAGUUUCAUUGCUGCCUGAUCCCAAAUGUGACUUGACCAAGAUGAAUAAUCUCGGCCAAUACCUUAGUAUUGACGGCCGACCAAUAUCAGCAACUCGAGGAAUCGGCCAGGAUAUUGCCAAACUCUACAAAUCGUAUAUACGUGCUGCCGCCUCUCGCCAGGAAGGCUCUACGACGACGGAUUCAUUCCUUUGUUUGCAGAUCUGGUGUCCUGAAGCGAGCUACGAUGUGAACAUAGAGCCAGCCAAAGACGAUGUAUUAUUUGAAGACCCGCACGAAGUGCUUGGUCUAGUGGAGGAUCUUCUCCAGUCUACAUAUGGAGAGAAGGAGAAUACCAACGGCAAACAGAAGAAGAAAGAGAAGCAGCCAGUGCGAGAUAAUGGUUCAUUUGACCUACUUCUCGCUCGCAGGAAUGAGGAAGCUGUGUCAACGAACGGAAAUAACCCUUCUAGAAUGCAUGCGGCCGUGCCCACGAGUCCUCGGUUUCCUGUUCAGCGUCCCGCAACUUUUGACAGCAAUAGCCGCUCUCGCGAAACUUCGGACUCGGAGGCAAGUUUGACUGCCGGUAGUCAGAGCCCUGUGGCCUCCAAGGAAGGGCUCAACCCGUGGUUCUUGACCAGUUUGAAUGCUCCGAUACAGCGAAUAAAUAAUGUCAAUUUGGACAGCACCGGUCCGCGCAUAACGAAAUAUGUUCCUGGCAAAGGCUUUCGCGAAUGGAGCCAAAGCUCCCGAGAGAGGAAUCGGAGAGGCUCUGCGGCCUCGAUAUUGCCCAGCCCGUCAGCAUCCAGUCCCGACUCUUCCUCUCGGUCCGCAGCGGCGUCGCCGUCCAAACCAGCGAGCUUCCAUGUUCCUCGUGUUUCAGCAUCACGGACAGCAGACCAAUCCAGAUUAUCAGAGCCUAAUGAAGAGCGGCAUAACAAUGGGUUGGACAGAUGGUUAGGGAGGUCCUCUGCGACAAUGCCUUCCCGGGCAUCUGCGGAAUUGGAUGAGCCCCAAGAGCCGUCUUUGACUCAGAGGCGAUUCGAACAGUGCCUGAAUGAGGGCGAACCUCCGAGCCAGCUUUCAUCGACCGCAGACCUUUCUAGGCAUACGCGAGAAAAUUCGACAUCAUCAGCCACAUCGCUAACUCGCCGGCCACUUGACCUCGAAGAGAUGAACAAUGUGCGAGGAGAGCAAGCUAAAGUCCCUAUUCAGGAGGGAUGGUCAACUGGACUUCACCAACUUUCGCAGUCUAAUGUUACUGCACUAGAAGACGCUCUUGACUUUGAGAGACGCAAGAAAGAAGCAAUCCAAAUGCGUCGAGAGCAAAUCCGGAGUCAGUCAGGUAACCGCAACACCAACUCGCCACACCUCAGCCGAUAUCUCGCUGCACGCGCUUCCUUGUCGCAACCUGAAGUUCCAACCUCCUCCAGGGAAGAAACUGUGGGUGAUGCCCAAUUAAAUUCCUCGACAGAACCUCGCACAUUACCUACCUCUGCGACACCGUCUGUCCUGCAACCAUUUGAUCCUAGAUUGUAUCUCAUGCGUCGUCGGAACUCACAUCUACAAGGAACAUCUGACGGGAGUAAAUUGCGCCGGAUAAAUCCUAAUAAAUUGCCAUUUGAAACGAUCCCGACCGGACAGGAAAUACAUGACAUUGGUUUGACACAACCAAUCGACACACCAUACGUAUCGGAAGAAUUUGAUAAAUUGACAACUGCAGAUCUAUAUACGCAGGAUGGGCGAGAAUAUGAAGCGUUCGGACCCUCGGAAUCUACUCCAGAGCUGCUCGAAGCCUGGGUGUAUCGGCUGCGCUCACUGAUCGCAAAGAGGUAUAAGAUCGAAGAGGGAUCCGUCCCGAACGUGCAAUUUGAUUUGAGUGCCUUAACUCUACCAUGA